Molecule: messenger RNA, 2572 nt
Organism: Neurospora hispaniola
Lineage: Eukaryota; Fungi; Ascomycota; Sordariomycetes; Sordariales; Sordariaceae
Product: isocitrate lyase
Exons: 1
Coding region: 363-2219 (618 amino acids)
Cellular component (GO): mitochondrial matrix
Molecular function (GO): isocitrate lyase activity; methylisocitrate lyase activity
Source: RefSeq, a predicted model, not a curated record
UAUCGCAACCAAAACACGACAAGUUGUCAGACUUGUCUCCUCUUGUCUCCUCCUGCCAACGUAGGACAGGGGCAAGUUAGCUUAAUAAUUGCCUUGCAGUCUGUCGUUCCCAACUUGAACAACUCUUCACAGAGUCAACAGUCUUGAGAUCUUUUUGUUUCCAAACAAUCCCACUCAAACCUUUCGUCCUACAUUCAUUCAGGUACUUACCGCUAGCUGCUACACCACGCUGCCCCGCUCCUUUCCCGGACAACACAGCUGCGCUUCUUAAGAAGAGAAGGCCAGCUUGUGUUUUAAGCCCGCUGCAAAGCAACUGAAAGUACACGAGUCAGUUACCAAUUUCACACGCUCUGAAAGCUACAAUGCUUCGCAGGGCAAUCCCCAGAAUCUCCCGGCGAACUGUCCCGGCGCAGACUUCAUCCCCCCUCUUCGGUCUUUGCGCCCGCCCUGUGAGAACCAGCACUACCACCUCCGCGCACGCUCGGCUCCUCUCGACAUCAGCUGCUAGGAUGACCGCUCCCUCGCCUCUGGCUCCUGUUGAGCAUCCUUUUUCCUCGACCAUUCCUUUUGAGUCCUUCCAGCUUUUGCCCGAGGAGCAGAAAGCCGGCGCCGCCGAAGAUGCCCUCCUCCAACAACAGAUCAAGGAAGUUGAGGCUUGGUGGGCGUCGCCGCGCUUCAAGGGCAUCAAGCGCGACUGGACUGCUGCCGAUGUCGUGAGCAAGCGCGGUUCGCUCCAGCAGACUUAUACUUCGUCCAUCAUGGCGCGCAAGCUCUGGAACUUGGUGCAGGAGCGCUACGCCCAGGGCAAGCCCAUCCAUACCCUGGGUGCCAUCGAUCCCGUUCAGAUGACCCAGCAGGCGCCUCAUCAGGAGGUCCUCUACAUUUCCGGUUGGGCAUGCUCCUCGGUUCUGACUUCCACCAACGAGGUAUCGCCCGACUUUGGCGACUACCCCUACAACACCGUUCCCAACCAGGUCCAGCGUCUUCACAAGGCCCAGAGCAUGCAUGACCGCAAGCAAUGGUUCCUGCGCAGCAAGAUGACUCCCGAGGAGCGGGCCAAGACCCCUUAUACCGACUACUUCCGCCCCAUCAUUGCCGACGGCGAUACCGGCCACGGCGGUUUGACCGCCGUCAUGAAGCUUGCCAAGCUGUUCGCCGAGAAUGGUGCCGCCGGCGUUCAUUUUGAGGAUCAGAUGCACGGUGGUAAGAAGUGCGGUCACCUUGCCGGCAAGGUUCUCGUCCCCACCGGCGAGCACAUCAACCGCCUCAAGGCCGCCCGCUUCCAGUGGGACGUCAUGGGCACCGAGAACCUUGUGAUCGCUCGCACGGACUCCGAGAGUGGUAAGCUGCUCUCUUCCUCCAUCGACGCCCGCGAUCACGAGUUCAUCCUCGGUGUCGCCGACCCCUCCAUCACCUCCCUCGCCGAGACCCUCGCCGACAUGGAAGCCCGCGGUGCUCCCGGUUCCGAGAUCGACGCCUACGAGGCCGAGUGGGUCAAGAACACGAAGCUCGUCACCUUCGACGAGGCUGCUCUUGCCCACUUUGAGCACCACAACGUCCGCCAGGACCUCUUCGGCACCUACAAGGCCACCAUUGCCCAGAACCCCAACAUGGGCAUCACGGCCCGCCGCGCCCUCGCCCAAUCCAUCACCCCCGAACACCCCGUGUACUGGGACUGGGACGUGCCGCGCACGCGCGAGGGCUUCUACCACUUCCGCAACGGCAUGGCGGCCGCCACCAAGCGCGCCCUCGCCUUCGGUCCCUACGCCGACCUCCUCUGGGUCGAGACGGGCGACCCGUCCGUCGAGGUGGCCACGGAGCUCGGCCGCGCCGUGCGCGAACAGUUCCCUGGCAAGGGUCUCGUGUACAACCUUUCCCCUUCGUUCAACUGGAUGGCCCAUGGCUUCACCCAGGACACGCUCAAGUCGUUCAUCUGGGACAUUGCGAAGGAAGGUUUCACCCUUCAGCUCGUCUCGCUCGCGGGUCUGCACAGCACCGCCACCAUCAGCAACGAGCUGGCCCGCCGCUACAAGGACGAGGGCAUGCAGGCGUAUGUUGAGCUGGUGCAGAAGCGCGAGAAGGAGCUCGGUGUUGAUGUGCUCACGCACCAGAAGUGGAGCGGCGCUAACUAUGUUGAUGCCAUUCUGGGACACAUUCAGAGCGGUAGCUCGAGUAGCAAGAGCAUGGGCGAGGGUAACACGGAGAAUCAGUUCGUAUAAGGGCUUAUCAGUUGCUCGGUCGGUCGGGAUACAGUACGCACAUGACUGAGUGAGGGCAUACAAACCUACUAGGCAGUAGGUGAUGAGGUCAAUGGGGGACUUGCUUGGCGGGCGGCUAUUUCGGGUUCGGUUGGUUGGCUCUAGGCGAAGUCUUUGCAUGGCAUUUCAUGGGGCGUCUUGUUCUAAUGUUCUUCUGCUAUCUUUUUUUUUGGUUAUGACAACAUAGUCUUCUUCGAACUACACGUGGUUUAGCUGUCUAUACGCGGUUGAUAGACCCGAUGGUUAGUAGUUAUACGAAAGGUUUUCGGUACAUUCAUCCUCUCCUGAUAGACGCAAUGCAUGAGAAUAGUUGU